Cutaneotrichosporon oleaginosum is the source of this 1424-nucleotide messenger RNA. RefSeq lists its product as uncharacterized. The record is from RefSeq and is a predicted model, not a curated record. Lineage: Eukaryota; Fungi; Basidiomycota; Tremellomycetes; Trichosporonales; Trichosporonaceae.
CCCAUCGACUUACUACCACCCAUUCCCACGACCACCCCGCCCACCACAUCGGCCCCGUCCCACUCUCCCCCUCUCCCCCUUCCCUCCCUCCGGCGAUGUUUCCCCUCAUGCCCGAACCCCUCGCGCCUGCGCGUCCAGAGAUCGCCGAGGCCGCACCAUACACCGCCUGCGGCUGCGUCCACCACCGCCAGGUGCAGUCGGCGCCCACCUCGCCGCUGCCCGCGCUGCGUAGCCCAUCACAGCGCUCCCGUCUCUUCGCCGAAGCGUCCGAAGCGCGUCGCCGCUUUAAUCAGUGCCGCGACUGGGCAUCAAUCGUCUCCGGCGCAGCGCGCGACGCCGUCCACUUCAAUGUUGUCGACCAUGGCUCGCCAUAUGCCAGCGGCCAGCGCACCCUCCCUGCCUUUUACUAUGACCCGGACGCGCACGAGCCCGCCGCCCUCAACCCCACACAGUGUGGUCCGGGCUGCACAUCAUCCCGCAGGGACAAGGAUACCGAUACGAAGCCUAUUGCGAAACGGCCCGGCGCCGGCGUCAGCAUCAAAGUUGAGGAACACGAGGAGCACGAGGAGCAUGAGGAGCGUGAGGAGCACGAGCCCACCGCCCUCGGGUUACGGUUCCGGCAUUACCGGCCGCACGGUGCGGAACGCGAGUAUCAGUACGCGCGUAUCGAAGUGCUGGACGAGAAGCCUCGGCGACUGCACGUCGAGCCGCACUUGGAAGGCUCGGCACUGCGCAAGCGCCGUCGGUCGCCGCAUGCCGCCGCCGCCGCCGCCUCGGCGCCGCCAGCUCAGCGCGUCAAAGUCGAGCCCCCGUCACCGCGCCGGCCAAGCUCCGUGCCGGCUCCCGCACGUGCAUCCGGAAGUCGACACGAUCGGCGCACAGAGCCCCACCCCCGAUCUCGAGUGAGCGAGCCCCCACGCGCGCACGAGCACCGCCAGGCCCGCCAAGAGCGAGACCGCCGCGCUCAUUCCCCCCGUCCCUCACCCCCUCGUGUCCAGGCGCUGCCCAUGAGGGUCGUCCUGUCCACCCAGUCAGCGCCCGAUACAACCGCAGGCGCCGACGCCGACCAUGGCCGAGCACCCGACCAGGACUCUCCGAAGCGGAUAUGCGAUCCUCUCCCUAGCAUCGGCGGUCUGUGGUGUGCGCGCGACACUCGGCACCACACGUCUUCUCAUCCUCCUUCGUCCUCGAAAAGCAAUUCACGCAAAGCACCUUGAGCAACCACUCGCCUGCGCGCUUGCAAUCGCUUGCCCUUGGACCAAAUCUCAAUACCUCACACCACUCCCACUCCCAUAGAUCAUAGAAUAACCCACAUUUCCAUUAAUUACAUACAUGCCCCCGGACAACAUUCAGUCAACCCAUAGAGACACAGUUGUACUACUUCAUGUUACAAUACUUCUCCUCUGCUCGUCAAAUGCGCCUGC